GGACGCUCGCUCGUGAGGCGCUAGUGCAGCGUCGAUGGCUGGCCCAGUAAAGGACCGAGAGGCCUUCCAGAGGCUAAACUUCCUGUACCAGGCCGCCCACUGUGUCCUUGCGCAGGACCCCAAGAACCAGGCGCUGGCGAGGUUUUACUGCCACACGGAGAGGACCAUCGCAAAGCGGCUGGCGCUCGGAUCACCAUCCCCCUCCGCCCACAGGGACCCCUCAGUGAAGAGGACCCUCUGUCGUGGCUGCUCUUCCCUUCUUAUCCCUGGCCUCACCUGCACCCAGCGUCAGAGACGAUGCAGGGGACAGCGCUGGACAGUACAGACUUGCCUAACAUGCCAGCGCAGCCAACGUUUCCUCAAUGAUCCUGAUCAUCUGCUCUGGGGAGACCGGCCUGAGGCCCAGCUGGGGAGCCAUGCAGAUCCCAAAUCUCCACAACCCCUGCCAAACACAGCCCACCCCAUUCUAGCCCACCUCUGUGAGGAGAAAGUGCAGCAUGAGAGCUCCAGCCACCAGUGAUGGAUUCAUCUUAUCUUCGAAAUAAAUAAAGUAUAUUGGUGUCUCA
Puma concolor (puma) is the source of this 566-nucleotide messenger RNA. NCBI's taxonomy places the organism in Eukaryota, Metazoa, Chordata, Mammalia, Carnivora, Felidae. The record is from RefSeq and is a predicted model, not a curated record.